UGUACGAAAAAACAACUGGAUAUCGUUAUGUGUUGAUCGCAAACGAAGGGAAUAAUUAGUAAAUUGUGUUCAAUAAUGGCGCAGCCACUGCACAAUCCGAACGAGAGGAGCUCGAUUCUCGAUAGCAGAAUCAGGAACAAUGAAUUUAACGAUAACAGAAGCAGAAGCACGGAUUCAAUGAACGAGCACGCUUUGGACGAUAUGAAGCAGCUGAUUAACGAAUACGAGGACGACUCUAAGUCAUCCCUUCCAUGGGCCUCCUUCAAUUUCAUAAACUCCAUUAUCGGAAGUGGAGUAAUCGGCAUCCCUUACGCCCUACACGAAGCUGGCUUCGGUUUCGGACUGCUGUUGCUAAUUUUCGUCGCCUACGUAACCGAUUACUCCCUAAUCUUGAUGGUAAGAAGCGGCCACAUCUGCGGACGGUUCUCCUACCAGGGAAUCAUGGAAGCUGCGUUCGGACGUCCGGGCUACAUUUUAUUGGGGUGUCUUCAAUUUUUUUACCCAUUUAUUGCAAUGGUUUCGUACAACGUAGUGGUUGGUGACACAGUCACAAGGGUGGUGGUACGAGUGACAGGAAUCGACCAAACGUCUGUCUUUGCCAAACGAGAAGUCAUCGUUUUAAUAGCCACCUUUUUGGUCACAAUUCCCCUGUGUCUGUACCGAGACAUUUCGAAGCUGGCCAAGAUUAGCUUCAUCAGUUUGGUGUGCAUUGGUUUCAUACUGUUUUCGAUUUUCGUUAAAAUUGGAACCAUGAGCGAAAUUGUACCUAGACAUCCCGAUUCCUGGAGGUUUUUCAACAGCGACAUCAUUCCUGCUAUCGGAAUUAUGGCCUUUGCGUUCAUGUGCCACCACAACACGUUCCUGAUCUACAGCUCAAUGUCUAACGCCUCAGAAAAGAAAUGGGAAACUGUUACACAUGCAUCGAUUUUCACCAGUCUCGUCGUUUCCUGCUUGUUUGGAAUAGCUGGAUAUUGUACCUUCAAGGCGUUCUCUCAAGGCGACUUGUUGGAGAAUUAUUGUUGGGAUGAUGACUUGAUGAACGUCAGCAGACUUUUGUUCAGCGUUCAAAUAUUACUGACGUAUCCGAUUGAAUGUUUCGUUACCAGAGAAGUCAUAGAAAAUUCGAUCUUGCAAAAGGAUCCAAACGUACCGUUGACUGAGAGAACUCACUACGUCAUAACUUUGGCCAUUGUCGGUACUACUUAUUUUAUAUCCAUUGCCACAGAUUGUUUGGGAAUGGUUCUGGAACUGAACGGUGUUCUUGCAGCUGUUCCUCUAGCUUACGUCCUUCCAGCUCUAAGUUACCUUCAACUAGAAGAGGGCUACAUAUUUUCCAAACGAAAAAUCGCCGCCCUAGGUGUAGUAGUCUUUGGCAUGACUGUCGCAAUUUUAGGUGUCGUAUUCCUAAUCAUAGACUUCGACCAGAUCGACACUUGUUCCCAUGGUAAAGUAAUGGGUUAUUGUUUACCUAUGAACGCUACAAACGGUACAAACACUACCGUGCAUUAAUUAUAAAACAAUACUUAUUAAUUGUUGCUGUACAGACUGAUUUCUGGAUCACAAUUUAAAGUAAUUUGUUGUUCAUUGUGUAGGUUUCGAAUCAUAUUAAUAAUUGUAAACGAAAAACGCAAUAUUUUAAACAAUCAGAGGUAAACAACCGACGUUUAAAUGCUUCAAUUAUAAUGAAAAUUAAACAAUCAAAUUAACUGAGCUUAAAAUUAUACAAUUAAAAUGAAAUUAAAAUUAUCUAUUUUUAAAGUAUGUAUAUAAAUAUAUUAAUAUACAAUUUGUUUUAAGUGGAACAAAAUUUCAGUUGAAGCAAUAGAUUCGUUUCCACAAAUUGACAAUAUUCGAUUUACCUCAGCAGUAUUUUUUUAUCAGUAUAACGUUAUGUUAAUGUAAAUAAAUGUAAAGAAACAAGUUGAAACUGUUGCCAAAUUUAUGUGUGUUGUUGUAACUCAAUUAUUAUAAUAUACUAUAUGUAAUUACAUUGUGAUGCUACAGUGAUAAGCUCAAGUGAGAACGAUUAGAUAUUUAUUAUUAUACAUUACAAAUAUUUAUAUUAUUUACAGACGCUUGAAACGCAUUAUGUAUAUGAAAACUAUAUAUUCUAUUAAAUAUAAGAUUAGUAAAUAACUGACUAAAAAGUUGAUUUAUAUUUAUGAGAUUUUUGGGCAUUUUAUUAUUUAUUUAUUUCGCCGCAAAACACAAUAUUUCUACAGUUUUCCUGAUACCUCUCAGACAACUAAAAUUAAACUACUAAAAACUAGUUAAAAUUAGUAAAUAAAGGCCAGCCAUCUUUGAUUUACUAAAUAAAUCUUUGAAUUACAAUUCAAAGAAUAAAUUGUUCUUCAGCUUUCCUCGUGCGAAUAUUUUUGUAGUGAUUGACUGAUAUACUUUUUACAGCACCGAUUUCCCAAAUCUAUGCACUUUUGUGAUCAGUGUGUCUUUAUAUGAGAUGAAAUAA
This is a messenger RNA of Aethina tumida (small hive beetle), 2467 nucleotides long. Its product is annotated as putative sodium-coupled neutral amino acid transporter 11. Lineage: Eukaryota; Metazoa; Arthropoda; Insecta; Coleoptera; Nitidulidae. The record is from RefSeq and is a predicted model, not a curated record. Gene Ontology annotation, molecular function: amino acid transmembrane transporter activity. The transcript has 6 exons. Bases 76 to 1509 code for a protein of 477 amino acids. Gene Ontology annotation, biological process: amino acid transmembrane transport.